UUUACUGAACCUUUUUUUAAUUUAUGAGUACAUAAUUAAGUCAUUGCCUAUUAGUAUUUUUAAUGUUAGAUGUGAACCAUCGUUGCGUUUCAGAAAGAUGAAGCUAGACCUCCCGUAGAAGCGAAUCCAUCCAAGGGUGACUAGUGAAGCUACUAUGUCUAAGUCUCACUUCACCACAAAGGAAGUUCCCUCCAAUGAGGCUACUUCCUCCAAGUCUUAUUCUGUAGUUGACUCAUCAGGACCUCAAUCAACAUCUUGCUUCACUGUAGGUAAUGUCAUAGAAGCUGCCAAGACAAUGUCUGAUUGUUCAACUCUUUGUGAUGACAGUAGCAAUCAAAUUUUUGCGCAUUUCUCCUUAAAGAUUAAGCAAGAAUUUUUAAGACAGUCGCAAUUAAAAAAACUUCAGUCAUCACAUUGUAAAAGAAAUAUUAGCAAUGAAAAGAACAGAAAAAUGGACAAAUUAAGAAAAAGAAGAUGGAGGGAAUCAGAAGUGUUGAAGAAACAUGAGAAUAGAGCACAAAAAAUGUUUAAAAGGGAAAAAAGAAAAGAUGAGGAGUAUAGAACAAGUGAGUGUCAAACUGAGAAGACAUUCAAGAAAAAGAAGAGAGAAAAUGAAAAGUAUAGAAUAAAGGAGCAGCAAAAUGAGAAGACAUUCAGGAAAAGGAAGAGAGAAAACGAAGAGUAUAGAACAAGUGAACGAGAAACUCAAAAGAGGGAGGUGGGAGACCUUCAUACAUCUUCCAAGAUGUCACAAAAGGUCUAGCAACCAAGUAUGGAG
Molecule: messenger RNA, 778 nt
Organism: Owenia fusiformis
Lineage: Eukaryota; Metazoa; Annelida; Polychaeta; Sabellida; Oweniidae
Source: the annotation of a GenBank genome assembly